Ectocarpus siliculosus is the source of this 1434-nucleotide messenger RNA. The record is from the annotation of a GenBank genome assembly. Lineage: Eukaryota; Phaeophyceae; Ectocarpales; Ectocarpaceae.
AUGUCUGCCGUCUGGGGUUGGUCGAAGGUGGAGAGCACGCCGGAUGGCGGGGCUCCCUGCCAGAGAUCGCUGCACGCCGCGGCGGUUCUCAACGACAGCAUCUACGUCUUCGGAGGGUACGACGGAUCGAACCGAGUGAACGACUUCUACGAGUUUAAGAUUUCUACGGGGUCUUGGUCUAAGGUGCAGGCGUCUGGCACUAGCCCUUCGCCGCGCGACCGGCACACGGGCGUGGUGCACGGCAACUCUUUUUUCGUGCUCGCGGGGUUCGACGGAAAUCAGCGGGUCAACGACUUCUUCGAGUUCAACUUCGACACGAUGCAGUGGUCACCUGUGGUGGCGGCCACGGGGUCCCCCCCCAGCCCACGUCAUAGCCACGCCUCCGUGGUGCAUGGGAACUCCAUGUUUGUCUUCGGGGGUUACGACGGGAGCUACCGCAGCGACUUUCACGAGUACAACUUCGCCAGCAGCUCGUGGCUGCAGGUUAACGCGGCCGGCCGAGUCCCGAGGGCCCGGUACCGAGCGACGUGCGUGGUUCACUCCGGCUGCAUGUACCUCUUCGGGGGACACGACGGCACGCGGCACCUCAACGAUGUACACGUCUUCGACUUCGAUGGCACAGGAACGGGAGGGAACGAGCGGGGGGGAGGGGAAAAGGGUUGGUCGAGGUUCUGGAUGACGCUCAACACGGAGGGAACGGCACCGAUCCCUCGGGAUAGCCACGUUUCGGUUAUCCACGGGCAGUCGAUGUACGUUUUCGGGGGCUCGACCGGGUCGGCGAUGAACGACUUCCACGAGCUGAGACUGGACAAGUGUCGGUGGCAGCAGGUGCAAGCGUUGGGCAACGCGCCGAACCAGCGCUUCUGCCACGUGGCGUGCGUCAACAAGGACUCCAUGUUCGUGUUCGGAGGAUACGACGGGACAAGCCGGCUCAACGAUCUCGUAGAGUUUAGGUUUAGUAUCGACCUGAUGAGCUGUGACAUUCCCGAGAGCACGUUGAUCGGCAACUUGCGGGACAUGGUCAACAGCGAGCUGCUAUCGGACGUGACGUUCAUAGUCGAGGGUAAGCCAGUGCACGCGCACAAGGUGCUGUGCAUGCGGUGCACGUACUUCCGAGCGAUGCUGACGGGAGAGAUGAAGGAGAGCCGAGCGAAGACGAUCACGCUGCCGGACGUUCGGAGACCGAUUUUCCUGGCGCUCCUCGAAUACCUUUAUACCGACGAGCUGGACGUGGAGCUGGAGGUGGCGAUGGAGCUCUUCCAGGCUGCGGACCAGUUCGGGGUGGACCGCCUGAAGCGAAUGUGCGAGAGCACCAUGCUGGCCUCCAUCGAGGUGGAGAACGCUGCCAGCAUUUUUCACGCCGCGGACGAGCGCAACGCGAAGAUUUGUCCAGCACCGCACCAACACCACCGUCGCUGCGGGAAAAGUGCCUGA